AGGACCAGGGUUCGCUUCCAUAGAAACGAGCUAAUUGCCGAGGAAACGACCCCAGACGGGGGUCGCGCGGGAGCUCGCGCCGCCGGUUUGAACCGGCUUCGCCUCUCCCGUGUGGGGCUCGCGUGGCCGCAGCGCCUAGCGACCUAGACAGCGGCCAAUGGCGUGGCAGUUCCUGUGCCGUCAGGCCAAUGAACGGGCCGCGGGCGGGCCGUUCCGGAGCUCCGUGCGCUGAUCUUGUGGUUAAGGGAGCCCGAUCUGGGGAAGGGUCUCCAGUGAGCGCGGGCGGGCGGGCUCCGGUGAGGGUCCCAGGGAGUGGCAGCCGUAAGGUGGCUGCAGAGAGGAGCCCGAGCCGGAGCCGGGUCGCCGCGUCUCGCCUCGCCAUGGCUCCCACCCUGGCCACUGCCCAUCGGCGCCGCUGGUGGAUGGCCUGCACGGCCGUGGUGGAAAACCUCCUCUUCUCGGCAGUCCUCCUGGGCUGGGGCUCGCUGCUCAUCAUGCUCAAGUCGGAGGGCUUUUACUCCUACCUGUGUACUGAGCCAGAGAAUGUCACCAACGUCACAGUGGGGGCCACGGCAGAACCGGAGCCUGAGGAGGUGAGCCGGAUGAAUGGCUGGCUCAGCUGCAAGGCCCAGGAUGAGAUGCUAAACUUGGCCUUCACCGUGGGCUCCUUCCUGCUCAGUGCCAUCACUCUGCCCCUGGGCAUCGUCAUGGACAAGUACGGCCCAAGGAAGCUCAGGCUGCUGGGCAGUGCCUGCUUUGCUGUCUCCUGCUUGCUGAUUGCGUAUGGAGCAAGUAACCCAAACUCUCUCUCUGUGCUCAUCUUCAUCGCCCUGGCUCUGAAUGGCUUUGGUGGGAUGUGCAUGACUUUUACCUCAUUAACACUGCCCAACAUGUUUGGUGACCUUCGGUCCACGUUUAUUGCCCUGAUGAUUGGAUCCUAUGCCUCCUCGGCGGUCACCUUCCCAGGAGUCAAGGUCAUCUAUGACUUUGGCGCCUCCUUCAUUGUCAUCCUCGUGGUCUGGGCUGGCUGCUCUGGGCUGGUUUUCCUCAACUGCUUCUUUAAUUGGCCCCUGGAGCCCUUCCCAGGGCCAGAGGACAUGGACUACACGGUGAAGAUCAAGUUCAGCUGGCUGGGCUUCGACCACAAGAUCACAGGGAAGCAGUUCUACAAGCAGGUGACCACGGUGGGACGCCGCCUCAGCGUGGGCAGCUCCAUGCGGAGUGCCAAGGAGCAGGCGGCCCUGCAGGAGGGCCACAAGCUGUGCCUGUCCACCGUCGACCUGGAGGUCAAGUGCCAGCCCGAUGCCACAGCGGCCCCCUCCUUCAUGCACAGCGUGUUCAGCCCCAUCCUGCUGCUCAGCCUGGUCACCAUGUGCGUCACGCAGCUGCGUCUCAUCUUCUACAUGGGCGCCAUGAACAACAUCCUCCAGUUCCUGGUCAGCGGCGACCAGGCCGUAGUGAGCCUCUACACCUCCAUCUUCGGGGUGCUCCAGCUUCUGUGCCUGCUCACCGCCCCUGUCAUUGGCUACAUCAUGGACUGGAGGCUGAAGGAGUGUGAGGAUGCCUCCGAGGAGCCCGAGGAGAAAGACACCAACCAAGGUGAGAAGAAGAAGAAGCGGGACCGGCAGAUCCAGAAGAUCACCAAUGCCAUGCGGGCCUUCGCCUUCACCAACCUGCUGCUCGUGGGUUUCGGGGUGACCUGCCUCAUUCCCAACCUGCCUCUCCAGAUCCUCUCCUUCAUCCUGCACACGAUCGUGCGAGGAUUCAUCCACUCGGCCGUCGGGGGCUUGUACGCUGCAGUGUACCCUUCCACACAGUUUGGCAGCCUCACAGGCCUGCAGUCCCUGAUCAGCGCCCUCUUCGCUCUCCUGCAGCAGCCCCUGUUUCUGGCUAUGAUGGGUCCCCUCCAGGGAGACCCUCUAUGGGUGAACGUGGGCCUGCUGGUGCUGAGCAUGCUGGGCUUCUGCCUCCCCCUCUACCUCAUCUGCUACCGGCGCCAGCUGGAGAGGCAGCUCGAGCAGAAGAGAGAGGAUGACAAGCUUUUCCUCAAGCUCAACGGCUCGUCCAACCGGGAGGCUUUUGUGUAGCGCCUGCCGUCUCGGGAUCAUGGGCUCCCGCCCUCUCGCUUCAGUGACUCGCAGAGUCCUCGUCCCCCCCCCCGCCCCCGCAGAGGACCUCCACGCACUCCUGCCCGCCGGCCCCCAACCCCAGGAUCCUGUCCUUCACUGUGUUGGAGUCCAUGCUCCCUCCCAGGGCCCUGGUCCUGCCUCGGAGCUCUGCGGUGGACAGACAGAUGGGAGAGGGCCCAGACACGCGCUUCUCCUCCUGCUGGAGGCAGGGAGGCUCUGGACUUCACUCCACCACCCUCGAGGGGCCCUUGAGCCUCGGGGCUCCGUGGUGCCUGCGGGAGGAGCCAGGAGGACCCCCCCCAGGCUGGCAGACCCUCUCCCCCGAAGUGUGUCCGGAUUCUGCCUCUAGCCAAAGCAGAGGGGUCUGCCAUCCACUGCCCACCUCCUGCCCCUCAGCUGCAUGUCCACCGACCACGCCUGCCUGAGGACAAAGGCUUGCACUGUCUGCACACCCCCCACCCCCACCCCCGGCCUGGCCCCUCACCUCCUCCCCUGGCCAGUCUGAGCUGCCUGAGGAAGGAAGGACCCGCUUCCUGUUGUUGGUGCUAACUCCUUUGUGAUUCCAGCCUCCUGUGGCCUGUCCAUGGCCUGUCCUCCUGUUCGAGGCCUGUGGGGAAGUGCCCCCCCCACCCCCUGUCCCCCCCGGCUUAGCCUGGGAAGGGUCUGGAGGGCGGGAUGGUCAUGUGGGAGCCAUGGACAAGGCCGGGGAGCGGUCCUUUCCCUCUUCCCUCAGGGCAUGAGUGGGGGCAUGUGUCCACCACCACCCUCUGUCCAGGCUGUGACCUGAAGGGAAUUAAGGGGGCACCAGCUGGGCAUCACACACGCGCACGCACACACACACACGCGCACGCGCACACACACACACACACACACACACACACACACACACACACACGCAGCUGUUUUUGUAGGGGGUGGAAGUGAGGCUGCAGCUGACAGUCCUGGAGGUCCAGGCCUGGGUGGGGAGGUGAAUUUGUGAGAGGCCUGGGGGUGUGGAUGUGUGGGCUGUGUGUGCAUGUGCUGUGUAUGAGAGAUGUGUGGGGGGGAGGUGGCAGGGUGGGGCCCUGGGUGUCUGCACUUACCCUCCCAGAGCUGCCCCCAGCUGGCCAGGCCCGCAGCAAGCCCAGCGCGCUCGGGAGCCAGCCCCGCUCAGGGCCCAGAGCCUGUCUGAGGCUGCAGGGCCACAGUGCCCCCUGCUGGCAGACUCUCCCAGGGGCCCUGGAGCUGUUAACGUGGGCGAGGCCACCUUUCCUCUGCCAGGCGGGCCUGGCUUACCAACUCACCCACCUUGACUGCGCUCAGAAAUGUGUCUGAGGCUUCCUGGGAGUUCUGAGAGGGGUGGGUGGGUUUUUAGGUUAUUUGUUUUAAGUUUUAUCAGACUCCUUUUUAUAAAGCAAUAAAUCCAUUUCCCUACUGGUAAGGGAUGCCCCCUUCUAGCAUAUCAA
Molecule: messenger RNA, 3574 nt
Organism: Dama dama (fallow deer)
Lineage: Eukaryota; Metazoa; Chordata; Mammalia; Artiodactyla; Cervidae
Gene: SLC43A2
Product: solute carrier family 43 member 2
Exons: 14
Coding region: 189-2087 (632 amino acids)
Biological process (GO): neutral amino acid transport; transmembrane transport
Molecular function (GO): neutral L-amino acid transmembrane transporter activity; L-amino acid transmembrane transporter activity
Source: RefSeq, a predicted model, not a curated record